Williopsis jadinii is the source of this 2817-nucleotide messenger RNA. It is a transcript of the gene RAD1, whose product is annotated as ssDNA endodeoxyribonuclease RAD1. Gene Ontology annotation, cellular component: nucleotide-excision repair factor 1 complex. Gene Ontology annotation, biological process: resolution of meiotic recombination intermediates; nucleotide-excision repair involved in interstrand cross-link repair; double-strand break repair via single-strand annealing, removal of nonhomologous ends. NCBI's taxonomy places the organism in Eukaryota, Fungi, Ascomycota, Saccharomycetes, Phaffomycetales, Wickerhamomycetaceae. The record is from RefSeq and is a predicted model, not a curated record. The annotation marks the transcript as partial. The transcript has a single exon. Gene Ontology annotation, molecular function: single-stranded DNA binding; damaged DNA binding; single-stranded DNA endonuclease activity.
GAGCAGGCUGAGCAAGAUGAGUACCCAUUACUACCCCCUAAAGAGGACGAAGAUCUUGUUCACCAGACAAACCCAGUGAACAUAUCCCUCACGCUGCCUUUGAAGUUCCAACAACUUGUGCUGGAGGACCUCAUCGCCGAUGAUUCACUGCUGGUACUCGGGAAAGGAUUGGGAUUAGGCCCCAUCGUGGCAAAUAUGUUACACACUUUAAGCGCCCCCGCUACCAUAGCCAAUGUGAGGAAACAGGCCCUCAUUAUCCUUCUCAGUGCUGAUGAUAACGAUAAUGAAACCAUUGACGAGGAACUGACCGAGCUAUCCUGGAUCGAUGACGAAGAUGGGGAGGAAAACAAAAGACCCUAUGUGAUCAUCAAAAGUGAACUGUACACAUCAGACAAGAGAAGGGCACUCUAUUCCAAAGGUGGAAUCAUGAGCGUCACUUCAACGAUUUUUAUAUUGGAUAUGCUCUCAGGUAUAGUUGAUACGGAUAAGGUCACUGGUCUGGUCAUUCUUCACGCUGAGCGUGUUACAGACUUAUCAAAUGAAAGUUUCAUCGCUCAUAUAUAUAGACAGAAAAACAAAUGGGGGUUUAUAAAGGCAGUAUCUGAUUGUCCCGAAGUAUUGAUGAGUGGAUUUGCUCCUCUACAGAAAAAGUUAAGAGAUAUGCGGUUAAAGAAAGUUAUAUUGUGGCCAAGAUUCCAUAUUCAGGUUUCGUCGAGCUUGAUGGUUAAAGAAUCAACGAGAUCUGUUACAGAGGUCAAAGUACGGAUGACAGAUGCUAUGAAACAGAUACAAACGGGACUUUACGCUUGUUUAACUAAAUGUAUCGACGAAUUGAGGAGAAAGAAUCCAACCUUAUCAAUUGAUUACUGGUCUAUUGAAAAUGCCUUGGACCCGAGGUUCUUAGGAACUAUACACAUGAUAUUAGAUCCUCAUUGGCAUAGGAUCUCAUAUGAUUCAAAACAGCUUGUGAAAGACAUCAAACUGCUCAAAGAUCUUAUUAAAUGUCUCUUAUCGUACGACUGUGUUGAUUUUUACGAGAAAAUACAACUUGUCCUAGAGGCAAAUAGACCUUCCAUCGAUAAAAGGCAAACUGAGUCUCCAUGGCUAUUGGCUGAAGAGUCUCAAACAGUGGUGACGUUUGCAAAAAAGAGGGUGUUUGACAAUGAUGAAUAUUUAUUAGAACAAGCACCUAAAUGGGAGCAAUUGGCUAUAGUACUGGACGAUGCUUCAAAUGAGAGAGCUCACGAUCCGUCUAAAAAUGGGCCAGUUUUGAUCAUGUGUUCUGAUACAAAGGUAAAAAGACAACUGACUAGAGUAAUAGCAACGAUAAGAGAAUCCAAAGACAAAACGUUCAGUGCUAGAAAGAUUAUGGUGAACAAGUUACAGAUGUAUUUGGAUAAUAAAGAUUUGAAGUCGAGACUGGCGACUACUAUACAGGAGGCAGCAGCAGACAAUGAGGAUGAGAUUCAAAUCUCAAGAGCAUUUGCAAAAACCCCUGUUGUAACGAAAAGAAGAAGAACAAGAGGUGGUGCUGCUAUGGCAGCGGUGAGUCGCUUACACAAUGCACCAACACAAGGUGAUGAUAUUGAAUCUAAGAUGAAACCUGAAGAGGUUGAGAUGGAGUUAAUGGACCUUGAGGUUGCUGAGGAUCAGGAACUGGAUGCCAUCAGCGAUCAAGAAGAUAUUGAGAGCAUCAAUGAUCCUGGAAAAUUCUAUUCAUACAUAGGAAGGGAAAAUCAAGUCAUUAUCGGAACCUAUACAGAGACCACGGUUGAUCAAAUACUGCAAGAGACUAUGCCAUCAUUUAUUGUUAUGUAUGAGCCAGAUUUGGCAUUCAUAAGAAGAGUUGAAGUCUAUCAAUCUGUGCAUAAAGAGAACCCUGCUAGAACGUUCUUCAUGUAUUAUUCAGACUCAUUAGAAGAACAAAGCCACCUAACAGCAAUACGAAAAGAAAAAGAUGCUUUUACAAAACUCAUCAGAGAAAAAUCCACCUUGGCUGUGAGAUAUGAAGCAGAUGAAGAUUUUAAAAUACACAGGGUAAGGAAGGCCAUCCCAAAUACCCGUAUUGCGGGUGGUGCGAAGUUCAAGGAUCGAGACGAUGAGUCUACAGUGCUGGUAGAUUCUCGUGAAUUUCGAGCACCAUUACCUGGAUUGCUACACCGAACUGGACUGAGAGUCGUCCCAUGUGUAUUGACAGUUGGUGAUUACAUUUUGACUCCUCAGGUGUGUGUUGAGAGAAAGUCGAUCCCGGAUUUGAUGAGCAGUUUGGCUAGUGGUCGUCUCUACGAGCAGUGUGCACGUAUGUCUAAAUACUAUGCACAUCCUGCACUUCUCAUUGAAUUUGAUAGCAACCAAAGUUUUUCUUUGGAGCCAUUCUCAGGACAAGGUCGCCCAGGAAUUAAGGAGAGGCUUCCAGUAUCGUCGAACAAGAUGCAAGAGUCAAUACAGAAGGACCUCGCAGCACUGGUAAUCAACUUCCCAGCGAUGAGGAUCUUAUGGAGCUCAUCACCAUACCAAACUGCAGAGAUUAUGGUUGAGUUAAAAGCUGGGAGAGAAGAACCAAAUAUUGUGGAAGCUGUGAAUGCUGGACUUGACGAAGCCAAACAAAGAGAUAAUAUCCAACUUGGUAAAAAUGUUGUUGCUUUGCUACAAAGCAUACCAGGGAUCACUAACGUCGACUUUUAUCUCAUCAUGAGAAAAGUCAAAGACGUCAACAAGCUGAUGAGCUUAACCAGGCACGAACUUGUAAAGAUAGUUGGUGAAGAUCUGGGAGGAAGAAUUCAUGAUUAUUUAACAACAAAUUACAAAGAUGAUUGA